Messenger RNA from Orbicella faveolata, 3328 nucleotides. RefSeq names its product melatonin receptor type 1B-B-like. Gene Ontology annotation, biological process: G protein-coupled receptor signaling pathway. Gene Ontology annotation, cellular component: membrane. NCBI's taxonomy places the organism in Eukaryota, Metazoa, Cnidaria, Anthozoa, Scleractinia, Merulinidae. Gene Ontology annotation, molecular function: G protein-coupled receptor activity. The record is from RefSeq and is a predicted model, not a curated record.
UAAGACUACAAAAUAUACUCUGCAAUCAUUUCUAGGGCGUAGAUAUUUUUUUUUUUUGCAAUAAACCGAGUGAGAAGCCCACGAAGGCACAUUCUUAAUUAUUGUUUUUGCAUGUGUGUUCUGCAGUUUAACUUCAAUUUUAAGUUUAACUUCAAAUUUCAAGUUUCGACCCAUCUCCUUGAAGAAAUUAGUUUUAUGUCCAAAGCUCAAGGCAACAAAACGUACCUGCAAUUAAAUACAAAAUUAUAGCGACCAUUAUGUAAACAUUGAUGUUAGAAUCUCCAAAGACAUGGAUCGCGACAUUUUUUUCAAUUACUGUUUUUAACGCCUUUAUUCAUUUCCAGCCAAUCUUCCCUAUAUUGUAAUGGAAAUGUAUUCCCAACCUUAAGUUGCUUCUUUCAAGUUUCUGAUAUCAUUAAAGCAACUAACAAGAAGUGAGAAGAUCAUUUUUAUCCUCUUGACAUUUCAGAGCUGAUGGACGGCGAGCUUAGUUCAAGGAGCCUGUUUGUGACAGUCUUAGAAGCGAGCUUCAUAAUUUUGCUAAAUAUUGUUUCUCUACUGGGCAACACGCUAGUCUGUAUCUCUGUCUACAGAAACACCAGGCUCCGUACGACGACAAAUGUUUACAUUGUCGCAUUGGCAAUCAGUGAUUUGCUGUCCGCCAUCUUUGUGAUGCCCCUGGCCGCCGGAGUACUCAUCUCAGGCAGAUGGCCAUUUGGCCAAACCCUUUGCCAAAUGCACGCUUUCUUCAGCCUGUUUGUUGUGUACAUUUCGCCUGUAACCAUGGGUUUUACAGCUGCAAACAGGUAUGUGAGAAUGUGCAAGUCAGAGCAACAGUAUAAAAGGUUCUUCUCGAAAUGGAAAUCACUCAUAGCGCUUGCUUCUGCGUGGGCUUUUGUAACCGGUUACAUUUGGAUUACGCGUCUCGCAGGCUUACAGGGUUUUUACUUCAACCCUGGAUAUGCAGCAUGUUUAAACGAGCAUUUAAACAACUCUGCGAGGAUUAUCCAUUACUUUGUCGUGAUUGGACUCUUCGUUGUCCUUCCACUUGCUAUAACGAUAUUCAGCUACAGGAAAGUGUUGAAAAAGAUUCAGGAACACAACGCGGCAUCGGUGCGUGCUCUUCAACGCCAAGACGGAGAAACGUCAUUCUCCAGGCACGAGAUUCGUUUAAGCAGAUCUUUGUUUGCUGUGGUUUUUGCCUUCAUGUUGUGCUGGAUACCCUCGUGGAUCAUCACCAUCCUAACGCGCUUCAGCGUCAUUGGAACGAUGCCACGAAAUGUUCAACUGCUAUGCACUUUCUUCGUGAAUUUGUCCAAUACCAUUAAUCCUUUCAUCUACGCAGGAAUGAAUCCCUUGUUCAGAAAAGAAUUUCGGAGAAUCAUCUGUUGCAAUUCCGGGAAGAAAAUCGAGGACACUCAACAAGCAUCCACUGCGGAUACAACACAAAGAUCAAAUACGCUCUCGCCAAGAUCAGAAAAUGUAACUAUCAGUCAGCAGGAGAUGCAGAUGAGGAAUCACGGCGGACGGACGUGGUCUCCCGCUCCCUGAUUCCGUAGUUGAGAAGAGCCACGACUGGCCAUUUAGUCUAGCUCAAAUGCAAUUAGUGAUGACCUUUUAGCAUCCAUAAAAUAUUUGACGUUUGCUACUUGUACUCAUUGUAAUGCACUUGGAACGAGUUCAAGCUCCUCCGACAAGCCAACGCCGAAACAAAACAAGCAGAAGAGCGAGAAAAUGGAAGGAAACCAAGAAACCGACUCGCUUAUCUCCAUGGAAAUACUCCUUGAUAAAUUAAUCGCCAUAGAAUCACGUAUGGAAGACAAUUUCUCCAAUCUACACACACACAGAUUGCUGAACUUACGUGCGAAUUCAAACAUGAAAUAAGUAACGUCAAAUCAACAUGGAAUGAAUUAGACAACUGAAUCUGUGAAGUACGAGUGGGCAAGCAUCGGAGACUUACAGUAAGAGUACAAAGGUUAGCCCUCAACGAUUCGCUCUCUCCAAAAAUGAUGGACGAGCAAGCUGCGGAAAUUCUAAGGGUCAAUCUGAAAAAGCUCCAAGCCGAGAACGAAAAGCUUACAACGGCCCUGAAAGAAUUAAGACCAGGAGAAUCUUGUCGCCCUUGAGAACUAUACGAGAAGAUAAAAUUUGCCUUAUAUGAAUAUCCCCGAAAUUCAUGGUGAAAACUGCCAGGAUAUCAUUUAUGAUGUUCUAGAAAAUGACCUCGAUCAUCGCAAGAUUUGUUGUGAGAAAAGACAGUUACGCUGUAUUUUCGGUCAAAAACCGGCUCAAGUCCUUAGUCAGUUGCGGUGAAGCGUAAAUCACCCAAGACUUAACUCGACCAAUUCCGGAAAAAAAGGAAAACCAUUAUGCAAUCCCUGUUCGCUGGUAAACAUGCUGCUCACGACGCAAAGCUAAGAUACUCAACAGAAGUCUCUUUCAGUCGAUAACAAUCUAUUUAACAUCUCGAAUAUUCCAGUUGUGUUUCAAGUAGCUCCCACCUAAUUUGCAGACUUUAAUAUUUAUGACAUCCAACAACGACAAUGGUCAAUAGCUCUUCAUUGUAUCUCAUCAAGCUAAGUACCUAAAUCUCCUUUUUGUUUAUGUUCUCGUGUAAGCACCAUGCGGUUGUAGUCUUUAGGUUUAUUAUGCUAAACUUCCUUUACUUUACAUGUAACACUAACCCACUUCGCUUGAAGCGACCGUCUUAUUUUUUCAGUCGCUCGCAUUCUUCCAUCAGCCCAUCAGCGACAAGGUCAAACUGUUUUUCUGUCCCAAUUUGUCGUGAGUUGACAGAAUUCCGUCGGAAGAAACCUGUGUUUAUACAAUGCUUUUGACCUAAAAUGCCUGUCACUAAAUGUUACGUACCGACUUUCAUAAAUCGAUCAAACGCCGAACCGUUUUUAGAUGGUCACACAGAUAAGAUCAUCAUGUCAUAUUUUUCCAAGAAUCACACUGCUUACUCCAAAGUUAAAAUCUUGCAGCAAUCUGGAAAACGAAUGGGGGUGGCAAAGCUUUCAUUAGCCACGGUGCAAACCAUAGUAAAGGUGUUAUUACACUAAUUAAUCCCUCUGUGAAUUUCAAAGUUGAAAAACUCAUCCCAGACAAACAAGGAAGGUUCAUUAUUUCAAAAUUGUCACUCGAAGAAAAGGUGAAAUAAUUCCUAACAAGUUCUUGGUUUACUCUAAUUGUCUAAUUCUAUGUGAUAUUGAUGUAUAUAUUUAAUCAAUAUUUUGUUUCAUAUUUAGUAUUUACAUGUAGCUUUAGCCAUGAUGCAAUGAAUUUUAAUAAACAACAACAACAAAACCAAACUAAGGAAAUGUCAAAU